CAGUUUCAGACACUUGAGUGACCCUCUGCUCAGCUGACUGAGAAAGACUCCCCACUGAACGUCUUCAUGAUGGGAUUGGAAGCAUCUGCUCGGCUGCUGCUGCUGCUUCUGCUGCUGGGUUCCAGAUCAGAAUCUGCUCCUCUGUGUGCCGAGUCUGAAUCUGCUCCCUUCCCUCCAUCCACCUCUGUUCACUCACUGAGGCCUGGAGAUGUCUCUGUGCUGUCUGCUCUGGGACUCUCAGACAGGUCUGAUGCAACUAGAACUGUGCACAAACUCUCAGAGAUUCUGUCUCGCUUUAAUCCUGCUGUGACUACACUGCUGCCUAAACAGAGGAGUCUUCUGGUGGAGGCUGAAGAACUUGCCCUGUCUCUCAAAAACAAUGAGUGGAAGCUGCUCCUUCUCUUCGUGCCGGUGGAUGAGCUUUGUGUUUGCUCAGGCCAGGCCCGUCCAGCAGUGGACUCAGCCGUGCUGAGAGUGGAAGAGGCUCUGGACAAACUUCACGAGAAGAUGGUUCAUGCACUGGUUCAGGUUGUGGUUUGGGGUGGACAGGCUGAUGCAGAACUGCAGUCACAUGACAGAGACUGUGCAUGUCAGCUUGAGGCAGACCUCACCGCAGGGGCACAGAACUGGCACAAGUUCGAGAGAGCCACUCUAAUGGCUGGAUUACAGGAGUCUCUGGGUGCUCUGCUGCAGAGGCGUGGCUGGUGGAGUGAUCGGGGAGAUUUCAGUGUUGUGCUGCAGUCCAGCCCCACAUUCAGCGACUCCUCAAGUGAAGCAGGUGACGUGACUGGUUCAGCUCUGUGGGCAAAGCUGCUGCAGCCAUCAGAGGCGGAGUCUGCUUCAGAAGAACAGGCCAUACGCAGCUUUCCCUGCCCAUCUCAGGAGAGACCGUAUCUGUUCACACAGCUAAACUCACCCAGCCAGCCUGAGAUCAUCCAGUCUCCAUCCAGCGCAGACAUGCAGCCAACACCGAUGAUGGGUACUAGUCUGUCCUGCAGCCACAAGAGUCCAUCUCCUUCAGUUCCCACCUCAGUCCACGCUCUGAGACCUGCGGAUAUCAAAGUGGUGGGAGCUUUAGGAGAUUCCCUUACUGCAGGAAAUGGAGUGGGUGCAGCUCCCAAUAACCUCCUGGAUGUGAUGAAAGAGUAUCGUGGCCUGUCGUGGAGCAUCGGAGGUGACAGCUCCAUCUCGUCUGUUACCACCUUACCUAAUAUACUGAAGCUUUUCAGAUCUUCAAUCGUCGGUUUCUCAACCGGGCAGGGUAAAGAGACGAGCAGCCAGGCGUUCCUGAACCAGGCAGUGGGAGGAGCCAGAAGCGAACACCUGGUCAGUCAGGCGUGGGCUCUCGUCAAUCGAAUGAAAAGUGACUCGCGCAUUAAUUUCCAGAACGACUGGAAGGUCAUCACUGUCUUCAUCGGAGGAAACGACAUGUGUGCCUACUGCACCAACACGGGUUAUUACUCUGCUACUAACUUUGGCAAUCGCAUCCGUGAUGCCUUGGACAUCUUACACAGAGAGGUUCCUCGUGCUCUGGUGAAUCUGGUGGAGCCGCUCUAUAUAAUUCCAAUGCGAAAGCUGCACCUGGACUCCAGUCUGGGAUGUCCCACCUGGGUCAUCAAUGAAAUCUGCUCCUGUGUGGUAAAACCUGCAGAAGGAUCAUCUGACCUGCAGGCUUUAACAAACCUCAACAGAGCAUAUCAGAGCUCAGUAAGGAACCUGGUGUCCUCUGGACGGUACGACACUCGCUCCGACUUUACCGUAGUCGUACAGCCGUUUAUGAGAGACGUGACGCUCCCAAUGUCGAAUGGAAAGCCUGAUCGCUCGUUCUUCGCUCCAGACUGUUUCCAUCUGAGUCAGAAAUCUCAGUCUCUGAUGGCCCGAUCUCUCUGGAACAACAUGCUGGAGUCUAGGAACGGUAAAACAUCCUCUCUGAACUUCCAGGCCGGAGUUAAUGCAAAGUGUCCCGCCAGUAGCUCCUCUUAUAUUACAACCAAUAAGAACAGCUAAGCAGAUCAUCAAGCCCCGGACAUGCCAACACUUUCACCAGCAACCACCAGCUGAGUUCACUGGAGACACAAGGAACUUCUUUAAAAUAUCUCUUAUUUUAAGUAUAUUGCAGUAAUUCUAUAUAUUGUGUUAAAUAUUAAAUGUUUCAUAUCAACCACCAAGUAAGACUGUAGCAAGACCUUAACUUAACUCGCUUAGCGACCCCUUAGAAACCACCUGAAAUACCAUAGCUACUGCAUAGCAACAACCUAGCAUCCUAAAAACUGUUGGGGAUACCAUGUAACAAAAAAAAACUGCUAGUGUCCACAUAAUAACAGCCAAGCUAGCCGUUUGUAACUGUCAUCUGCAUCUGUUUUAUAUUUAAGGAAACACGGAUUCCACUUUUAAAAUGUGAUGUAAAUUUUUCGAUGUAUUGAUUCUUGAAUGAAAUAAAAUAUAUGAAGCAGAA
Astyanax mexicanus (Mexican tetra) is the source of this 2455-nucleotide messenger RNA. RefSeq names its product phospholipase B1 (gene plb1). Bases 67 to 2007 code for a protein of 646 amino acids. Gene Ontology annotation, cellular component: brush border membrane. NCBI's taxonomy places the organism in Eukaryota, Metazoa, Chordata, Actinopteri, Characiformes, Acestrorhamphidae. The record is from RefSeq and is a predicted model, not a curated record. Gene Ontology annotation, molecular function: A2-type glycerophospholipase activity; retinyl-palmitate esterase activity; phosphatidylcholine lysophospholipase A1 activity. The transcript is spliced from 28 exons. Gene Ontology annotation, biological process: phospholipid metabolic process.